AUGACAAAGAAGAGCGGUCCCCUGCAGUGGACUCCUGCAGCUGAAAAGCUCCUGCUGGAGUGGAUAGAGCAGAAUAAAGGACCGGAUGGGACACUGCGACAAAAUUUCGAACUCGCCCUUGACGAAAUGGCCGCACAUCUCCACGAUCAGUUCUCCAGUACCCCUCAACUAGGCACUGUUGUCUUGAAACGCAGGAUCAACGACAAAUUGAGACGUAUGUGGAACAAGUACAGAUUGGCCAAGUAUGAGACCACACCGUUCGCGGCCACCACGUUCUUCGACGAGGGUGUUGCAGCUCUGGAUCAUGAAAAACUUGGGCCCGGGUUUGCAGACCUCUUCUCGUCAGAGGAGCCACGAGACCUCGCUCAAAGUGCGGACAAUAAUCCUUGUCCGGCAAUCAACCCGGGCGAAAAGCGAAAGGCUGAGGAUCCAGUGAGCUCAAGCGACCCAAACGACUGCUCGCCAUCGAAACGUGCAAAGUCGACGGAUUCAGUCAGCUCCGCUAGGAGUGUGACGUCAACUUCCUCCAGUGACAGCUUGUUGCAGAUCACGACGCAAGAUGCUGAUGAACCCGAGGCUGAAAUCCCGCUAUAUGCCAGUGCUGUGCUGACUCCUGAGGUCCAACCAAAUACCGUCCAUGGUACUGCAUCUCAGGCACAGAUUCAGCCAGCAAGAGACAUUCCCCUUGCGGAGCCUCAAGCAUACCUGGAAACUGAAGACGCUACUUCUCCGCGUCCAGCAGAUGCGGCAGUCAAUCGAUCACCUCUACCACAGAAUCCACCUGGUCAUAAGAUUCUUGAGGCACUGGAGUUCUGGGAAGACCAUCAGCCCAGGAUGGCUGAGCUCCUGGUAUCGGCCGGUGGAGCUGCUGGGCCGUAUCUCGGCAGCUUGGGGAUGACUGAGCAAACGGUCCUCCUGGACCCCAGGAUUAUCUAUCCAGUGCAACUCAAACGGCUGCUCGAGACCGUCGUCCCGACGCGUUAUCGUCGUGACUUUGAGGCACUACAAAGAAGGACCAAUACGGUUGACUGGGUCUCAUUUAGUAGUUCACUGAUCGGUGCAGCAGUCACAUCAUGGUGUCUGAAUAGAUCACCAUGUUGGCAGGAUUUCUUCUCUGACUCGUUGAAGCACAUGUUUGAAGAGGUCCACGAAAAAUGUCUUGCGCCAGUUGUGGCGGCCAAUUUAAAAGAGAGGUUUUGGGCGAAAUACGUGGACAGACACUUCCUGCCCCAAAAUCAAACAAACGCUGAAAACAUGGCUACCCAGAUGGCUCAAUAUCUCGACAUACUUCUACCCAAGUCGGAGAAGCACUUUCUACCGCGAUAUGUUACUGGUGUGUGGUGGUGUCAACCGACGGACCCUCUCACAGCCACUGAUGGGGCAACCGUAUCCGAUUUCUUUCAAGAGCCUGUCGAGCGUGGGAGGCUCCGAGAAAACCUGACCGAGCUUUUCAAAUUUGCCCUCGAUUGGCGAAUGGGAGAGUGCAAGAGUAUCAACUCCUACUUUGAUUUCCGGUUCCCAUCUUUUGGAGACGCCUAUUCGUUGGAGAGGAAAAUACACUCCUGUGCAGGGGGGAAGGUCGAGGGCUAUGUCUGUCUAGGUUUGACUCCAAUCGUCAAGAGGCAGGUACGAUUAAAGGUGCUAGGAGAAGUAACACCCUGGUCGGUGGUAUGGCCUGCAGAAGUGAUCACGGUUGGACCAGAGGUCUGGCAACCACCGACACGUUGA
Fonsecaea monophora is the source of this 1728-nucleotide messenger RNA. RefSeq lists its product as hypothetical. Bases 1 to 1728 code for a protein of 575 amino acids. Lineage: Eukaryota; Fungi; Ascomycota; Eurotiomycetes; Chaetothyriales; Herpotrichiellaceae. The record is from RefSeq and is a predicted model, not a curated record. The transcript has 3 exons.